Chelonia mydas (Green sea turtle) is the source of this 8469-nucleotide messenger RNA. It is a transcript of the gene ZNF366, whose product is annotated as zinc finger protein 366. Gene Ontology annotation, biological process: regulation of transcription by RNA polymerase II. Gene Ontology annotation, molecular function: RNA polymerase II cis-regulatory region sequence-specific DNA binding; DNA-binding transcription factor activity. Bases 751 to 2955 code for a protein of 734 amino acids. The transcript has 6 exons. The record is from RefSeq and is a predicted model, not a curated record. NCBI's taxonomy places the organism in Eukaryota, Metazoa, Chordata, Testudines, Cheloniidae.
ACUUUAUCUAUGAGAGUCAAAAAGUGUCUCACUUCUAUAACAUUCUGUGAAAGUUAAAUUUGUUGAAUUCUUUUUAACACACCAAGAGAUUUUUUCAUUCCUUUUUUUGCAUGUGUAUUUUGUUUUUUUUGUGACGUGUAAGAUUUCUCCUUGUUUGGAGUGGAGGAUUGUUAUCUGUACUUUUUUGGCUACUGGAGUUCUCUACAUGAGGUAUGGGCAUUUCAAUCCUAGACACUACUUUUAGAACUUCAUUUGUUUUGUUGUAGUUGCACAGAGAGAGAGCUAUAAAUUAGUCCUCAUGAAGCCAAUAAUUCAGAUAUAUACUUGAGGAAUUCCUUUUGGUACAAUUAUAUUUAUUUUUCCAAACAUUUUGUUUGAGCGAAAAUGAGAUGGCUAUCUACUGUUUCCUUAUUUUUUUGCAGGAAAGCAAAGGGUUGUUGACUUCCUCUCCCCUCCCUUCCUUCCUUCUUUCUGAAGGUACUGUACUCAUCUGAAAAAAGAGAACGAAGUGAUUGUUCCUGUUCUCUUUCUUAAGUCAUUUGAAACAUUGUCCUUGCUAGUUUUCUAAGUUUACUGCAAUCUCUACACAGGGAGCAAGAGAGAUUGCCAACAGGAAAGCAGGUAGACAGCUUAGCUCAUUCCAACUUCAACAAUUGGUCCUUCAUUCACCUCAGUCUGAUUGCACCCAACCUCUGUGUUAAUGCUGGGUUCUUGAAUACUUGAACUCCCUCUUUCCAAGGAAAGCAGACAAUGCAGAAGGAAUUAAAUACGAUGAAAAAUGAGGAUGUAUGUUUCAAUGUUGACAAAAUACACACAUCACACUGCCCGCAGCCAGUGGAGCCUGAUGUGAAGUCUCACAGAACUGCACCACUCAGUGAAGAAUUCAGGGCACAGCUUGCACAGUUCCAGUAUGGUCCUUCCCUGGGGGAUAUAGAAACCUUCCACGGAUCCUUAGAAGGAGGGUCCCGGAAACGCAAAAGCAUGCCCACAAAAAUGCCUCACACUAUCCCUACGGGAGAUCCUACGUCACCAUCACACGGAUCUGAAAACAACAAUGUAUGCUCCCCCAGUCUUCCUUUGAUGUACCAACAACCCACACAGCCCAAAUAUAACUCCCAAAUGAUUGAUCUGUGUGACAUUGGCUUUCAGUUCUACAGAAGUCUGGAGCACUUUGGAGCCAAGCCCAUUAAACAAGAACCAGUAAAGCCCAACAUGAUGUGGCCCAACACUCCUACAUUUGUGCAGACUCCUUACUCUUAUUACCCAAAAGUCCACCCUGGCCUGAUGUUUCCUUUUAUUAUGCCCCCAAACUUCCAUUUCAGGAAUUCCUUCCAACUGAAAAGAUCCCCGGAGCCAGCAUUCAGGAGGACUGAACUGAGGGAAAGUGGUGACAAUAAACAAAAGGUGGAAAGAGUAGAUGUCAACCUCCAGAUUGAUGACAGCUAUUAUGUUGAUGUAGGGGGAGAACAAAAACGAUGGCAAUGCCCAAUGUGUGAAAAGUCCUACACUUCCAAGUACAACCUGGUCACCCACAUCUUGGGACAUAGUGGCAUCAAACCUCAUGCUUGCACUCGGUGUGGCAAGCUUUUCAAGCAGCUGAGUCACUUGCACACUCAUAUGUUGACACACCAAGGCACUCGACCACAUAAGUGCCAGGUGUGUCACAAGGCUUUCACCCAAACCAGUCACCUGAAGAGACAUAUGAUGCAACACAGUGACAUCAAGCCCUACAACUGUAGGAUCUGUGGCAGAGGUUUUGCCUAUCCAAGUGAGCUGAAAGCCCACGAGUCCAAGCAUGAGAGUGGCCGAGAGAACAUUUGUGUUGAGUGUGGUCUUGACUUUCCAACCCUGGCCCAGCUGAAGAGACACUUAACAACCCAUCGAGGUCCUAUACAAUACAAUUGCACAGAAUGCGAUAAAACUUUCCAGUACCCAAGCCAGCUGCAAAAUCACAUGAUGAAGCACAAAGACAUCCGUCCAUACAUCUGUACUGAAUGUGGCAUGGAGUUUGUGCAGCCCCACCAUCUCAAGCAACACUCUUUAACCCACAAGGGAGUGAAAGAGCACAAAUGUGGGAUCUGUGGCCGGGAGUUUACUCUGCUAGCCAACAUGAAGAGACAUGUGUUGAUCCAUACCAAUAUCCGAGCCUACCAGUGUCACCUGUGCUUCAAGAGCUUUGUGCAGAAACAGACUCUGAAGGCACACAUGAUUGUUCAUUCUGAUGUCAAGCCCUUUAAAUGCAAGCUGUGCGGAAAGGAAUUUAACAGAAUGCACAAUUUAAUGGGACAUAUGCACUUGCAUUCAGACAGCAAACCAUUCAAGUGUCUCUACUGUCCCAGCAAAUUCACCUUGAAGGGAAACCUCACCAGACACAUGAAAGUCAAACACGGGGUCAUGGAAAGAGGAUUUCAUUCUCCAGGUUUUGGAAGAGGAAGAAUUACACUGUCCCAAACAGGUGUCUUGAGAAACUUGGAACAGGAAGAGCCUUUUGACCUUUCCCAGAAAAGCCAAGGGAAAGGAAUUUCAUUUCAUUCUGAUGGUGAGAGUGCCAAGGGAAGCUCAUGUCAGGAGGAAGAGGAAGACAACUGCUACGAAGCAGAGCAGUACAGUCCUGUCAUGUACCAUCAUGAAAACAACAAGCUGUAUAUGCCCCGAGAUCUGUCUAGCAAACCAGACUACGUGGUGAAAGAUUUCAAAGAGUCCUACUGUGAUGAGAAGGAGGAAAUGUUGCAAGAAGGAGGACUGGAGAAGGGGAAAGGAAAUCAAGACAAAGAAGAAAACCAAGAGGAGAGAAGCUUUGCGAAUAACAAGGAAUGCCUGAGCUUUAGACCCUUUGAAAAGGCCAGACUCAGCCAUUCUCUCUCUGAUUACCUAUACUUCAAACACAGGAAGAACAGUUUAAAAGAAUUACUGGAAAGGAAAAUGGAAAAACAAGCAAUGCUUUUAGGCAUCUAAAUUGACAACUUUUAAGUUACACUUGGAAACUGAGAACUAGGCAGCACAAUCAUGGCUCUUAACAUGAAUUGUGAUUGCCAAAGAUUGGCAGCUUGUAAAAGUCUUUUAGGAUGAACAAGCCAAGUCAAUACAGAUCAUUUUAAGGUAAAAAAAAUAUAGAAUGUUGUAUUUUCUGGUGUAAUUUGACUGCUUUGUUCUUCUGAUAUACAUCAACAUUUUCAUAUGUAUUAAUUUGAUAUAUAAGCAGGCAAUAGGGUGGGUACAGAGGUUUUAUUUCCUUUAUCUAGGACAAUACCAACUUAUACACAAUUUUCUAGUUAUUAAAAAGCAGUGUACUGUAGUGUUUGAGGUAUUAGCUGACUAAAGAAUAUAUAAGAACACUUAUUUAUGCAGGUUUCAAGAGCUCCAAAUAUGCUAAGUAUUUUACAGCAUAUGCAAAAGUAUUGUUAAAUAUGCAUGCAUGAAAAUACUGUCUGUCAUUGAUCUCAGAACUAACACAACCAAGAGGUUCUGAGUUAUUGAAAAUGACUGCUUUAAUACAUCUGUUUACAGUGAGAAAUGGGAAACAAAAUAAGAUGAAACUCUAAUGUCUUGUCAGAUGGGCAACAACUUUAUAAUUCACACUCUUGUGAAAGUACUAGAAUUGGUUCAGAGGCCUUUUUUCUGUGACAUAGGGUAUAGUAAUGCUUUGCUGCAUCUCUAUCAGCAUGGGAGCAUUUAACAAUUCUUGAAAUUAAAUAGCAUGGACUGAGCUGACAUUUUAUUUUAUUGUUUGUUCAGGCCAAUACAUUUGAGGAGCAGCAGCACAUUGUAUUUGCAAAUUUUGCUGUAAUUGCACAUAAGCAAUAAGAAUGAGAGAGAAUUAAUUUAGUUGAGCGCAAUGGUAAAUUUUUCCCAUUAAUCUCUCACCUUCAUUUUGGAGAGCUUUGCUAAUUUGAAAUCCAAUAUCUGAACUGCUUUUGUUUUAAAAGAAACAUUAAAACAGAAUACCCGUCACCCUGCCCAAAAACACCCCACAAAAACCCUGGCGUCUGGUACUUCAAAUCUCCCUUGAUUUGACCCACAAACUUUCUCCCAUUAAUAUAACUGACCAAUAGGAUCCAGCCCUUUCAAGUGAUUAAUAGAAAAUAGAGUUCUACUCAGGCUAUUUUUCAUAACUCAGUCCCAAAUUUUCAUCCUCGGACUCAUGUCUUAUUAUAUUGUAUCAGGUCCCAGACAGGAAGCACUUUAUUUUUAAGCUGUAUUAGUAGGUAUUCAUGCAGUAUACAUGGAGUACUUUGACAGAGUACCCUAUGUCCUUUUUUCUGGCCACUAGUAAAAGCAUUACUCAAAGCACAUUCCUUUAAACGUAGAAUUUUUUUUUUUUUUUUUUUUGACCAGUGCCCUGGUUCCUGUAACUUUGAGAGAUAUGGCAAAGAGCCCAAAGCCAUGCUGUCACUUGAAAGGGAAAUGACAAUGUUCUAAUACCUUGUUAAUUAACUAUGUACUUUUGAGAUUCAAAAUCAAUAACUUAAUAUGUUUAGAUUUACAUAUGGAUACAUAUAUUUUGAAAAAUAUAUGAAAAUUAUUUCCCCCUUUAUUUACCUGUCAAGCCCUCAAUUUAGGAUUCUGUUUUACCCCUGCAAUAUUUGAUGUCUACAGCACAUGAAUUUGUUACAAUAGACACAACUAUUGCAGAAAACAUAUGUUCAUGGGUUAUUAGGAACACAUGCUGAUUGUGUCUGUUUCAAAAUCUCAGUCUUCUACCACUAAAGGAAACCCUCUUGGGUCACUGAAGUAGUUCUCACGUCCUUUCUGUUUGCCACCCGCUACAGGGAAAUACCACUCAUUUAUGGUGUAGCAUGCUGGGUUUGUGCAGUUUGAAUCCAUAGGAAAAGAUAUGCUGUCAUUUCUGUCCACCUUCCAAGGCCCAUGUAUGGGACACAAUAUAUAACAAAGAUUCUGAAUGAGGCGCACAAAAAUGUUACUCCUCCAGGAAACUUAACGAUGGCAGAUCCAUUUCUAUAGUGUAAUUAACUCUUUCUGCUGUGAAUAAUUUUAACAAUAAAAGCCAGGGUACACCAAAUGUGUGUGGAAUGCAGGUAACUUUGGGACUAAAAUGAAUGACCCCCCCCUUUCCCAAAUGAGGUACAUUUGAAAGACCAUAAGAACGGCCAUAGUGGGUCAGACCAAAGGUCCAUCUAGCCCACUAUCCUGUCUUCUGACAGUGGCCAAUGCCAGGUGCCCCAGAGGGAAUGAACAGAAUGGGUAAUCAUCAAGUGAUCCAUUCCCUGUCUCCCAUUCCCAGCUUCUGGCAAACAGAGGCUAACGACACCAUCCCAGCCCAGCCUGGCUAAUAGUCAUCGAUGGACCUAUCCUCCAUGAAAUUUAUCUAGUUCUUUUUGGAACAUUGUUAUAGUCUUGGCCUUCACAACAUCCUCUAGCAAAGAGUUCCACAGGUUGACUGUGUAGGUAUGACCUGCAGGCAUUCAGUGAUGGGUCCAUGCCCUUUUAUCAUGUGCAUAAGUUGUACGUUUUUUCAUUGUGAGACAGUCCAUUCUAGUCACUACAUUAGGUUUAGGUGUCUAUCUUGAAAGCAGCAUGGUUGCAGAGGUAGCAUGGCCUAGUACAUAAAAUAAUGGGCUUGCAUCAUCAGAAUGCAGUUCUGUUCCUGGCUUUACCACCAGACUACUGGGUCACACUGAGCAAGAACUACAGAUGAAGAAUGCUACUUAAAAGUUAGAUAUUAUUAUUAUGUCAUAAGAGACAAAAGGUCACAUGAAGUGCACCGGUCAAAAGACACAAGACAGCAGCUACUCACCGAAACACAAUCUCAUGCAAUAUGGGCCAGAUUUUUUAUAGCUCACUACCCACAGUCAGCCAGAUUUUUAAGUGAAUUCAGUUCCCAGGUAGGCACCAAAGUAAGUGACCAGAUUUUCAAGAGUGCCCAGAGUGGUGGUGAGUGUUUUUAAACAUCUAGCCCUGACUGGAGAAUGCUGAAAUCUGGCCCUGAGCUCUUCUGAAAAUUUGGCUACAAAGGUGGGAUGCUGUAUUAGAGACAUAACCACUGAAAUGUUUCAGAGUAGCAGCCGUGUUAGUCUGUAUUCGCAAAAAGAAAAGGAGUACUAGUGGCACCUUAGAAACUAACCAAUUUAUUUGAGCAUAAGCUUUCAUGAGCUACAGCUCACUUCAUCGGAUGCAUUCCUCUGUCUGUAUCUGUACGAGUUUUUUCAUGAAGUUGACAGAUUUCCACUCCAUACGGCUAAAAGCAGUGCCUUGCAUAAUGACAGGUUUCAGAGUAGCAGCCAUGUUAGUCUGUAUUCGCAAAAAGAAAAGGAGUACUAGUGGCACCUCAGAGACUAACCAAUUUAUUUGAGCAUAAGCUUUCGUGAGCUACAUCCGAUGAAGUGAGCUGUAGCUCACAAAAGCUUGUGCUCAAAUAAAUUGGUUAGUCUCUAAGGUGCCACUAGAACCACUGAAAUGUUGGCUCUGGAAGAGGUUGCAACAAAAUUACGUAGUCUUAGACCCCACCAAAUGCAUAUGCCAAGUGGGCCCUUUGUAAAGUAAGUCACUGCAACUACAUUAGCUCGCCUGGCUGAGUAGCCCAAAGCUUCCAACAACACCUUCACUGUCACCACCGUUCCCCUUUCCUGCUCAUAUAAUCCCAUUUCCCCUCAGAACAACAGUGAGAUGCAGUCCUGUAGCUGAAAGGAAAGGAUAGUCUUCCCCAAAAUGGCAUUACCAUUUGGGAACCAGCAGUAUGGUUUGUAAACCCCUCUUCUCACAGCUGUCCCAGAAAGCAAAGACCACCACAGUUUUCUUUCCAUGAGGUUCUGAGGCAGUCCCAGUCUACUCAUUCCCUCAGCCAUCAACCACCCAAUACUAAUUCAUCUUAGAUCUAUAAAGAACUCAGCCAAAGCAUCCAUGAAUCAGAGAAUGACAGAGGAAUUGCAAACAAAACCAUUACUGAGAUAAUGAUAAGGGCAUGGCACAAAGUGACAAAAGCAAAGAGAUGCAGAAAGAAUAGUCCAUCUGUAGAUGCCUCCAUAUUGCAGGAUAUAGUGUAGCUGGAACUGUGAAAUCUGCCAUAUGUGGGUCCAAAGGAACAAAUUAAGGAGAGUCUCCAUUAUGAAAUGCCUUGCUUUUCUUUUACUUGAUCUUCACUUUGCCAUUUUUGAAGGAUGGAUAUUAAGAGUCUUUAAUAGUUUUAAAAUUUCUUGUAGAAAUAAAAAUUGCACUGACAAGGAAGGUAUUUUCCAGAUCUAAUUUCUAUGUGCUCAGCUUUAAUCAUCUGCUCUGCCUACAGGCAUGGAACUGCUCCAGGUUUAGAUUAUAAAGGAGGCCUACGGUGCAAGGUGGCACAGAAAGCUUCACUUUAUUCAUUUUCUAUAAUCUGGACCUUUAUAAUUGUAUGAUAUUUUAAAAACAUUUUAGAGGAUGCCUCAGUGUGGCCUCUACCUGAUUUUGCCACACUGCCUCAGUGGCCACUUUGGCACAACAGGUCAAAUUAAAGCUCAGCCACCAUGAAAGCUAUAGAUCCAAUUAGGUCAUCCUGGUUUCCUUGGUUAUUACUGGAAUCCAAUUCCACCCUUCAGAACUGAUUAAUAGUGAGUUCAAAGUGUCUAUAAAUUUACUUCACUGAAAUUCUUUGCAGAGCACUUGCUCAAAGAGCUCCAUAGAAGCCUGCUGAAGAAUGGUAGAUUGGCAACUUCAUCAGGAGUGUGGGCAGAAGAGGGGUCAGGACUAAUACAGGUUAUUAAUAGGUAGUUUUACUACCGGGGCAGCACUGGGAUGUUUGAGUUCUGCAAGGUACUGUACAGAGCAGAGUAAGCAAGCAACAAAUUCAAGUGUCAAACUAAACUCAGGAUGAAGAGCUAUGGCACAUCCACUGAGAAAUUUGCAUUAUUGAUAAUGUGCUGCUGCCUGAGCAAGCAUUGAACUUUGCCUUGAAGAAUUUGGUAACAUCUUUUAUGGACUCAACUUUGCAGGCUGCUGAGCAUCUCCUAGAAGGGCUUUACCAUUCACUUCCUGGCUUUUAUAACAUGUUAGCUAUAGCUUGUUUAUCAGACAGGCCAAGUGGUCUUCUGAUGCUGCCACCACAUUCCUCUUUUUAGAGCUCUGUGCCAGUUGUGUAGCCAAUUUUCUAAUCUCAUUAUUCAUCUGGUGCUGCUAGACUCAGGUGCAGCUGGUGUAUAAUUAAGAAGUGUAAUGUAAGUACUGUAUUUAUUGUGCCAAAAAAGUAUUUAAUAAAGUAUUAACAUGUUUUUUGGUAGUAAGUUGUGUCUGCUUAGCUGAACAAGAUGUAACAGCGCUAACAUUUUGUACUCAGCAGAUUUGGAAAAAACAUUGCAGUAGAUGUUUAUUUCAUAGAGAAUGCUGGUUUGCUGUUUAUAGACAAAAACUCAAAAGAAUGAACCAAUUAAAGUUGUGAAUGUUCAGCUUGCGGCACUAUAUCUCGAUGGCAAAAGCAGUUCACCUGAAAAUAACAUGUAAAUUGUAUUUUGUUAAUUUAAGCAAAUAAAGAUAUACGGAAGA